AUGGCUGACAUCGACGAGGACAAGCUUCCCUUGGACUUCGACGACUGUGAAUGGUUGGACGUGUGGAUGGCGUCGCAUGAAGUUGAUCAGAAGGCCCUUGGGGCCUUCGCGGCUUCCACAGGGCUGGAAGAUCCGUUCCUGUCUGCGAUGCUGUACAAGGUGCUGGGUCUGUCAGUGAUGCUUUCCAAGAAGCUUCUUCGUGCACGACGACUGCGACGUUUAGAUCCGACUCGAGAAACGAGAUCCCUUCAGAUGUACCAUCACAUCAUAUGGCUUUCGCGCGAAGGUCUCUUAAUUCUGGAAGAGUUUGUUCUUCCAAUGGUCGAAGCGUAUGUGGAGUUGAAGGUCCUGGCGCAUAAACUCCGAGCUUCGUUUUAUCAUAUUUUUGUUUUGUUCCACAAUCAACCGGCUGUUCACUCCCCCGGUAUCAUCGGUCUCCCGGCAAAUGGUGCUACGAUAAGUGGCACAGGAUCCGGGGUACUGUCUCAGGAGCCAGGGACAAGGCUUUCUUUCAAAUCAAAACCAGAGAUACUACCCGUACCAGUAGAACUGGCAUCUCGCUGGGAACGUCUAUCGGCAGGAAGAGUCACCCAGCAUCCUCCGGGUCUUGCGCCUGUUCAACCGCCUAAACCGGCAGCAUCGUUUCUUCUUCCGUUGCAGGAUUAUACUACAACUGCCACGGCCUGUUUCAACCAUGCCGCCACGUUAGCGGAACGAAUGCUACCGGGAUCCCAUCCCCUGCGACUGUCCGUCAAGCUCGAAUAUGCCGCCUACAUCCACGACUGUUUGCAUGACCCCACCGCCUGCCGACGGCUAGCAAAGCAGGCAAUUGCCGAUGUAUACAAUGCCCGGGAAGGUAUGGACGAUGAGAGCUUCGAAGAUGCCGCCGAGAUUGUCAGGGUUCUAGGGCGGAUGGUCAAGCGCGGCGGCAAAACAAGCAGUAGCGGCGGCAGCACCACCCAGACAGGAACCCCGCGUGGAGACAAAUCUAGGAGUGAGGGGAGUGAAACUUCGCAAACGAGGAGGGGCACGGCUACGACGACUACGGCUACAACAACUACGACAAUGGUGUCGCCUAAGUCCGAGACACCAGCGACGAUGACGAAUCGUUUAUGA
Molecule: messenger RNA, 1116 nt
Organism: Aspergillus chevalieri
Lineage: Eukaryota; Fungi; Ascomycota; Eurotiomycetes; Eurotiales; Aspergillaceae
Gene: erg27
Product: protein erg27
Exons: 1
Coding region: 1-1116 (371 amino acids)
Biological process (GO): signal transduction
Cellular component (GO): cytoplasm
Source: RefSeq, a predicted model, not a curated record